AUGGAGCACCAGCGACGGGAGCCGGCGCCGGAGACGGAGGUCACCCUGCGCGAGUUCACCGAGGCCGACGCGGAGGCGCUCUUCGCGUGGGCGUCGGAUCCGCGCGUGGUCCUCUUCCAGCGCCGCGAGGCCUACGCGCGCGUCGACGAGGCCCGCCGCUACAUCCGCGACUACGUCCUCCCGCACCCGUGGUACCGCGCCAUCUGCCUCGGCGCCGUGGCGGUGGGAUCCAUCUCCGUCAAGCCCUGCGGCCCCGCUGGGGAGGAGGAGGGCGCGUCGUCGUGGAGGGCGUCCCUGGGCUACCGCGUCGCGCACGGGUACUGGGGCCGCGGCGUCGCGACGCGCGCGGUGCGGAUGGCCGCGGCGGCGGCGGCGUUCGCGGAGUGGCGGUGGCUGGCGCGGCUGGAGGCGGUGGCCGACGUGGAGAACCCGGCGUCGCAGCGGGUGCUGGAGAAGGCCGGGUUCGUCAGGGAGGGCCUGCUCCGGCGCUACGUCGUGCUCAAGGGCCGGCCCAGGGACAUGGUCAUGUUCAGCGUCGUCCGCUCGGAUCGGGCGCCAAAAUUACGAGUGACAGAACCAUUUGAAUUGAAUAAGGACAGAGGCAGGCGGGGAGCGAUGGACCUUGACGACGGCGACGCGCGGCGGCAAAAGGAGGCGGAGGGCCCGGUGGUGUCGCUCCGGCCGCUGGGCCUGGCGGACGUGGACGACUUCAUGGCGUGGGCGUCGGACGACCGCGUGAUGCGCCACCUGAAGCGGCCCCUCUGCGCGACGAGGGAGCAGGCCGUGGCGCAGAUCAGGGACACCGUGCUGGGCCACCCGUGGUUCCGCGCCAUCUGCGUGGCGGGGCGCCCCGUGGGGCAGGUCUCCGUGUGGCCCUACCCCGACGACGGCGGCCACAGGGCCAACCUCGGCUACGCGCUCGCGCACGGCCACUGGGGCCGCGGCGUCGCCUCCGCCGCCAUCAGGAUGGUGGUUGGGAGGGUGUUCGAGGAUCUGCCGGGGCUGGGGAGGCUGGAGGCGGUGACGGACGUCGGGAACGCGCGGUCGCAGCGGGCGCUGGAGAAGGCCGGGUUCCACAGGGAAGGGGUGCUGCGCAGCUACAUCGUCCGCCCCGGCGCCGGCGCCGGCGAGGCCGUGGACGCCGCGGUGUACAGCUUCUUGUCGUCCGACCCUCGUCCACCGCUCGCGUGAUCCUCGCGCCCGAUGUUUCGCUCGCUCGCCACUUUGUGUCGUGUAAGCAUCCACUGUAAAUAACAAGUUCAAAUCCCCCCUCAAAAAAAAAAUAAAAGAAAAAAAUAACAAGUUCAAAUCUGAAGCCGUGAUGAUUGCCAGUAUGUAAUGUAGUCUGAUCAUGUUUGCUGAAGGAGUUCCAUCAGCAGCAGAGACCUGCUUGGGAACAUUCCCAUACAAAAAUGCUUCAGUCUUCAACUUUAGAACCUAUGAACAAUCAGAUGCAGUGACCUGCCAGGUUAAUAAAACCUAUCAGGGGUCAAAAGCUGAGAUUAACCCCUUAGCCCAUGAUUCCUCGGGGGUCAAAAGCAGUACCAGCAGC
This is a messenger RNA of Triticum dicoccoides, 1552 nucleotides long. RefSeq lists its product as uncharacterized. The coding region runs from base 1 to 1191 and encodes 396 amino acids. The transcript has 3 exons. NCBI's taxonomy places the organism in Eukaryota, Viridiplantae, Streptophyta, Magnoliopsida, Poales, Poaceae. The record is from RefSeq and is a predicted model, not a curated record. Gene Ontology annotation, molecular function: acyltransferase activity, transferring groups other than amino-acyl groups.